AUGGAUAUUUUCAAUUGUCAUUAUUGUUCAAUAUCUCCGUUCGAUUAUAUUUUAGAAUUAAUAUAUGGUGAAAAGCCAAAUAAAAACGAUGAAAAAAAAAGUUCCGUUGUGACAUACGAUGAUACCAGUAGUAACCCUGUAUCUCAAGUGAUAUCAAAAGUGGGGGACCCAGUAGAAAAAAGAACAACAAAUGAAGUUCUCCUUUUAUGUAGAGCCUGGGAAAAUUACGUUCACCCUAGAGCCAAAGAAUAUUGGAAAGAUUCCCAGCAACUCCAAAAUAUUUUAUGUAAAAUUGCAAAUGGCAUUACAAAAAAUGACGAUCCUAUUUUAGGCGAUGAUUAUGCGUGUGUUUUUUGGUACGGAGAUAAAAAUAAAAAUGACAAUUGUCCUAUCAUAUCAGUUAAAAAAGGGAAUGAUAAUAUAGAAACGAUAACGUAUGUUAACAGGGUUCUUAUUUUUCUAUACGCAGAUGAAGCAAGUUUUCAGGAGCUGCAAAAAAAACCUAAAAAGGCGUUCACGAUGGCAUGUGGAAAUAUUAACUGUAUCAAUUUGACACAUAUUUCUUUGGACGAUUAG
Molecule: messenger RNA, 576 nt
Organism: Plasmodium vinckei vinckei
Lineage: Eukaryota; Apicomplexa; Aconoidasida; Haemosporida; Plasmodiidae
Product: conserved Plasmodium protein, unknown function
Exons: 4
Coding region: 1-576 (191 amino acids)
Source: RefSeq, a predicted model, not a curated record